AUGCUCACGUACAUUGUCGCCCUCGUGGCGUUCGUCGUCUUCUUCUCCGACCCGCUUCUCCGGAUGCUGUCCCCGUCCGGAAGCCAUCGCGUCAUCCGCUCGCCGCGGCCGCCAAUGAAUGAGUCGCUGCUCGCAAUCGAGCACCCCAACGCCACGGUACUAUCGUGUCCUCCAGACACCUACACGGUGCACAUCUUUUCAAAGGAGCCUUUGGUGUUGUACAUCGAAGGGUUCGUCAGUGCGGACGAGAGAGCGCAUCUUUUGGAUGUUAGUUUGACGACAUUGGCUGAGCUGGACAAAAAGCUAAUGUUUAAAAGUCAAUCCCUGUUUGAGCCAUCAACCAUCACCCACGAUGGUGCCGGCGUACAGCGCGACACAUCAAUCAGAGAGUCCGAGGUGGCCAUGAUCCCGCGCACCGACGGGGUCAGGUGCAUCGAAGCCCGGGCCCGGUCGCUGCAGGGCUGGAGAGAGGAGCUGUGGAUCGAGAGGCUGAGGACGCAGCGGUACGUCGAAGGAGGGCACUAUUCGUACCACUUCGACUGGAGCUCGAAUCGCGGGGGCUGGGGGCGGGUGAGCAGCAUGAUGGUCUGGGUCGAUGCGCGGGGCGACGAGGACGGCGAAGAGCUGGUUGGGGGCGGCACCGAAUUCCCGCUGUUGAGCAUCCCGGGGCAGAAGGAGCGAUGGUGUCGCUUCGUGGACUGCGAGAAGCGUGGAAAGACGGCGGCGGCGGCUGAGUCUGAGACGGGGGCCGAUGCUGGCGGCGAUGAAGACAAGGGGGUCGUGUUCAGGCCUGUCCCGGGAAAUGCGGUAUACUGGGAGAAUUUCCGCGCCGACGGGAGCGGGGCGGGAUACGAGGAGACGUGGCAUGCCGGCCUGCCUGUCGAGAAGGGCAUCAAGGUUGGCCUUAACAUUUGGAGCACGGGAAGGAUAGACUAG
Colletotrichum gloeosporioides is the source of this 936-nucleotide messenger RNA. RefSeq lists its product as uncharacterized. Gene Ontology annotation, biological process: peptidyl-proline hydroxylation to 4-hydroxy-L-proline. Bases 1 to 936 code for a protein of 311 amino acids. The transcript has 2 exons. NCBI's taxonomy places the organism in Eukaryota, Fungi, Ascomycota, Sordariomycetes, Glomerellales, Glomerellaceae. Gene Ontology annotation, molecular function: L-ascorbic acid binding; procollagen-proline 4-dioxygenase activity; iron ion binding. The record is from RefSeq and is a predicted model, not a curated record. Gene Ontology annotation, cellular component: endoplasmic reticulum.